AUGGCAGCAGCUCAGAAGCUUUAUCCACGAGGAACAGUUAAGCGUAUUGUCAAAGCCCACUCCAAUCGGAGUGUGAGCAAGAACGCUGACAUCUUGGUACGCGGUCGCUCCGAUAUGAAGCCUGUCUCCAUUUCCGAAUUAAUGCGCGAGGCAUCGAUCCGAUCGCGUAAGUCUGGCGAGAAGAACAUCUCGGCUAACACGGUGCGCAAAGUCACUGAGGUGCGUUACUUUGUGUUGAUCUAG
Molecule: messenger RNA, 243 nt
Organism: Penicillium paradoxum
Lineage: Eukaryota; Fungi; Ascomycota; Eurotiomycetes; Eurotiales; Aspergillaceae
Exons: 2
Coding region: 1-243 (80 amino acids)
Biological process (GO): kinetochore assembly; mitotic cell cycle; chromosome segregation
Cellular component (GO): nucleoplasm; kinetochore
Molecular function (GO): protein heterodimerization activity
Source: RefSeq, a predicted model, not a curated record